AUGAUGGAACAACGACGAGUACAAUCUUUCACCUCUAGUCCCCACCAAUACGUGGUGGACUAUGCUGGCUCACACCAUCUUUCGAGAUGUGACUCGCAUGAACCCUUGACUUCAAAGCCUAGUCACGGAUCCGCCUCAUUAGAUGCCUUUGAUCCUUGGGUACUUGUGGAACCGCCUUGCGGUAGCCCUCUAUCGACAAGCUCGUCAAUCAGUCAUACUGAGAGCGUGCCCACUCCGCCUUAUACCGGUAUGGCUAUGUACAACCAAGCGGACUCGCCAGCUUACCAACACAUCCGUUCCCUAACCGGCCAUGACGCUUGGUCAGGAGAGCCAGAACCCGUCUGGAGGCCUAGCUACCCCGAUAUGAUCACGCCCAUUCAUACAAACCAACAUCCUGGAGCUCCCCUCUCAUGCGCCUCGUGGGGCUCGCAAGAAUACUCAUUGCCCUACCAAGACGAUCCAACUUGCAACCAACUGCAUCUGCAACCGCUGCAAGGUUACAUCCCCCAAGCUGGCCCUUCAGCGGGAACAACAUACAUGCCGUAUCCUGCAUCAGUUCGCUACUCAGCUGUUGGGAAUGUUGACUCGGCAUCAUACAAGCAAGAGUUGGCCAAGGAUUCUGAAAACAGUGAAAUGGACACUGACUCGGAACCUGAAGACUCUGAAAGCGACGAUGAUGACUCAUCGCAACAAUCCUUCCAUUCUACCUCUCGGGGUUCUGGGGCAAAUUCCAGUGUUAUGAAGCUGGGGAAGUGGAGUACUAUGCCAUGCUCGUUCCCAACUGCCUCGGAACCAAGGCCCUACGUAUGUCAUUUGGAGGAUAAGGAUCAUCCCGGCAACCCAUGCCCGAAGAGAUUUGUACGCCCAGAACAUCUUCGACGCCACGUCAGAACUGUCCAUAGUGCUGUGAGAAAUCACGGUUGUAAAGUGUGUCCCAGGCAUUUCUCGAGGGGAGAUAAUCUUCGAGAUCAUUACUGGACACAUCUGCAACGAGGUGGAAGGAAUGGCAAGAAUGAUAAGAUGAGCUUGCCCGAGCUGAAGGCCUUUCUCGGUCCGAAGGAGAAGCUGCUUGUGAAGCGUCUCAAGGCGAAGCUACACAACACUCAGAUAAAGCAAACGAAGUCAAAGCCUUGA
Messenger RNA from Alternaria postmessia, 1134 nucleotides. RefSeq lists its product as uncharacterized. The transcript is spliced from 3 exons. The record is from RefSeq and is a predicted model, not a curated record. Lineage: Eukaryota; Fungi; Ascomycota; Dothideomycetes; Pleosporales; Pleosporaceae. The coding region runs from base 1 to 1134 and encodes 377 amino acids.